UGAAUCCAGCGUCGUGGUCAUACGACAACCCUCCCGCCCGACCUUUUUGUAGCGGUCAACACCAGAGAACAAUGGUUGGGCCCAGUGGCGUCUAUCGUUACCGGCUUGGCGCCAAAUUGAGCUCCUAAAUUGGGUCAGGCAGGAAUAGACGCGACGUGACACCGCCUGCAGAGGAUUCCAAGCGCCGUUAUUGGCUGGCUGAGCGCCAGCGCCUGCAAGAUGCAUAAAGUGUGCUGGCCACUAAGGACGACCGACCAGCUUCCCUCCGGCGAACAGCCAACCAUCUGGGGAGCAACUGCCUUUCCGGUGCAGAACAAAAGAUGCGGAGGCCGAUUCGUACCCACCCAUCGCCCCCAAUCACUCCAAGGAAUCCAUUCGUUGCCCGCGUCACACAGUCCCUGCAGUCCCACAUUCAUCAGAUUGCCUGUGCAGUCUCUGCAGUGUCAGCAAAUCCCCACAGUACCGCCUGCGGUCCAUCCCGCCUUCUUGAGCUUCCUACGAGCCUUCACAUUGUGUGCUGCACCUGCAGUCAGAGGCACGUACGUACAUACCUUACCGAUCCCGGCGCUUCCCACUCAACAAUUGCUUUCCCCCAAUCCUCGUCCAUGCCACACUAGCCGCCAGUGCAUGCACACUCAGCAUGGAAGACCCAUACGUACCAUCAUGAGGGGUUGUAAUCGGGUGGGUGACGCUACACCCAACAAUCACUGUAUAUAGCCGCUCAAACCCCUAUUCGCGCCCCCGCUUCCGAAGGUUCGCGAUCCGCUUUUCUGGCACUCACACAUCUGAUCCCCCCGUCAUCACCUGUUGGCCAUCCGUGAGAUCGCUCGCC
Messenger RNA from Canariomyces notabilis, 832 nucleotides. RefSeq lists its product as uncharacterized. The transcript has a single exon. The coding region runs from base 220 to 717 and encodes 165 amino acids. Lineage: Eukaryota; Fungi; Ascomycota; Sordariomycetes; Sordariales; Chaetomiaceae. The record is from RefSeq and is a predicted model, not a curated record.